AUGUUACGAAAUGAAGAAAAAUUUGAUCUAGUAUGCCCAGGUAUACAAGUGAAACGUCACAAAGUCUUUAUGUUACAAUACCUAAUUACUGUCAAGGGAGUGAUUCUGGGCUACAGUGUUUAUGAUAUAUUACAAGGCACUUUAUAUGGUAGAAUACACCUUAGAAGCUCCUUGCCACCGCCACUACCACCAAAGAGAACCUUGCCACCUCCAUGGUUACCUGCAGAAGAUAAUAAUGAUGUAGGCAAUGUGCCACGAAGUAAAUCCUUGCCUCAACCAUUGCCACCAAGAAGACGAGUGCCACUACCACGUUUACCUGCAGAAGAUAUCAACGGCAAUGUGCCAAGAAGUAAAUCCUUGCCUCAACCAUUGCCACCAAGAAGACGAAUGCCACCACCAUGUUUACCUGCAGAAAAUAUCAACGCGGAGCAUACUCAUGAUGACGUGGAUUUCCAUUAUCCUCCCAUGUAUUUCAAGCACAAUAAUCAAGAACUGGUGGAAGAGUAUGAAUAUCAGGAGUACAUUGCUAAGGUCAACUACAAAAAUGAUUAUAGCUACAGUUCCUUGUGGGAUAAGACACCGCCUACAGAUGUACAGCGACAAAACUCCAAAAGGUUUAUUCCCGAUGUACUUACUCGCUUGGAUCACGAAUCGGUCAAUAUUUAUCUUAAUUGUUUGAAAGAUGGCGAAGAAAGAAGCAAUGGGAUUCGUCUGGCAAUUGUAGGACGAAAAAAUACUGGAAAGACAAGCCUUACAAAACGACUUUUAAAGGAAUCAGUUGAAAAUGUGCAGCAAACAAAUGGAAUUGAAAUACAUACACUAAAGUGCAGAGGCAAAGUAAAUGAAGGGGACUGGAUCUUUCAUGAUGGUCGUACGUAUGACAAUGAAAUAAAUUCAAGGCUUUUGAAAUGCUGUAUUGCGAAAAGUAAAGCUAAUCUUUCGCACGAUUCAAACAUGGCAACAGGCUACUUGUCUUCGAAAAGACCAGACGAGAGUGCGUCAGAAAAGCCUGACAACGAAGCACAAGCACAAGAAGUUCCAGUACAAGAUUUUUACAAUCUUUAUGACAUCGUUUAUGCUGAAAUUGACGCUGAAGAUACUGCACCAAUCGCAAUAUGGGAUUUUGCAGGAGACCGAGAACACUUCAAUACACAUCAGACCUUUUUUGGCCAGGAAUCCAUAUAUGUUGUUGUUUUAAAUGUGAUGGACACUAUUAAAAUUGACGACUCAGAAUACGGUCUGGCAUUUUGGCUUGAAACUAUUCGUUGCCAUUGCAAGUUAUCCGUCGACGAGGAAAACAACAAUGAUUAUCAGGAACCACCCGUUAUCAUUGUAGGAACACACAAAGAUCAGUUUAAAGGAAACAACAUUGACUGCAAUGCAAAAUUUAAGCGCCAAGUACAUGAGAUAGUAAGGAAUUCCCAGAUACGAAGAAAUAUACGAAAAAUUUAUGUUAUAUCUAAUACAAAUGAUACAGAUGAUGAAUUCGACAUUUUACGAAGAGACUUAGUUGAAAUUGCAAAAAGCCGAAAACAGUGGAAUAUCAAAACUCCCGCUAGAUGGAUCCACCUCGAAAAGGCCCUUUCUGGUGAAAAUUCAUGCGGAAAACCUGUAGUUGCUAAAUCAGAUAUUGCAGAAAUUGCAAACAACAUUAUACAACCUAUCACAGACGAAGAGGAAUUAGAGCAGUUUCUCACGUAUCAUAAUGGCAUCGGAACAUAUGUUUACUUUUCGGACCUACCCGAAUACGUCGUGUUAGAUCCACAAUGGUUGGCAAGUGCAUUUAAAUGCAUAAUAACAGCCGACCAAUUCCAGAAAGAUUUGGUCCAUCAAACAGAGUGGGAAGAGCUGAGACAGCAUGGACGUCUGAGCGAGAAACUAUUAAAUGAAAUAUUUCUGCGACAGGAGGUAAACAUAAGGAAAUACAGAAUACACUUACUGAAAAUCAUGGAAAAAAUUAACAUUAUUGUUCGGUCAAGAACAAUGUCAAACGCAUGCGAAAUUGACGAAGACACAGACUACUAUGUACCAUGUAUGAUCAAAAAUACAUCACUGAGCAACAUCAACGACAUAUUUUAUUCCUGCGCUUCCAAAUCAUCAUGUCUUUGUGUUGCAUUUGAUUUUCUCCCACCAUCAUUUGCCACGCUGAUUCUAGUUGCCUGUACCCGAUAUUACACCGUUGCCAAAGGUCCACAGACAUCUGAUGGACGACAUCCUGCCUUCUAUAGAGAUUUUGCGAUUUACAAUUUAGAUGCUACCGGUUGCGAAAAGCUUUUCGUUGCUAAUUAUCGGAAUGUUUUGCAGAUGCAAAUAUGGAAAUGGGGAGAACCAGAGAAGCGCUCGUAUCGAGAUGUCAAGGCAAAGUUGAUAGGAAUCAUUGAAGAGAUGAAAGAGAUCCCAGGUCAGCCUAAUUUAUCGUAUGAACUAAAGCUUAAAUGCAAAUUUACAGACUACGAAUGCCUUGAUGGGAUGGUUGAACUGAAAGUCAUCAAACCAAAGAAAGAAUAUUUUUGUGAAGAACAUGGAAACACCCACAGUUCAGAGGAAAUUUUUUUUGAUUGGUUAGGAGAAAUUGAGCAGAAAAUCUUCAGCCGUGAGCAAAUAAAUGCAACAAGAAUGGCCAUCAUCAUUUUAGAAAUUCUGACCAGUGCAUUAUUUGACCUGUUAAUCGCCGAUAGUGGUGGCUUUCUCGUUAAACAAAGAGACGAAUGUGAUAUAACAUAUCUGUAUGCACAGCUUCGAAAACAAAAUAAGCAUGUUCCAAGUCAUAAAUGGGGAGGAAGGUGGUCUGAUAUUCAGAAUUCCGACAUUUUAAUUGGUGACGAUAUUGAACGCAUCAGGUUGUCCAGAAAUGACAUGGCUCACUCAAAGAACUUCUCGUUGGAUGACAACAAAUACUAUGAUCUAUGUGGUAUACUAGAGAGAGUCCUCCAUCGUUUAGAAACCUAUAACGGGAAAGGAAAGCUCUACACAGAUCAAAUGAAAGAUGUGAAAAAGAAAGAGACAAAAUUACAAGACUGGCAAACUUAUCAGAAGAAAAUAACUUACGAAUUUCCACGACUGAAAAUAAAGCCUUCGUUUGAAGUGAAAGUCGGUGGUGGAUGCACACUCGAAUGUAAAACAGUAGUACCGUUGCCCGAUGGUUCGAAGGUGUAUUGGGUUAUGAAGAAAAAUUCCGAAGAAGUAAAGCUGACAGUUGAUGAGACCACAUCAAACAAAUACAAAGGAUCGCAAGUUGAUUACCCAUCUCUUAACAUAUUUUGCGCAACAAAGGAAGACGAAGGACACUAUUCCUGUAGAAUACGGUAUCCAGAGGAGAGCGCUGAAAGCAUGGACGAAAAUAUCACAUGGCCAAAAACAUGUUUACAUGUAAAUAAUUGUAAGUAUUAUGGUAUACUCGUACCAAAAUAG
Mytilus trossulus (common blue mussel) is the source of this 3411-nucleotide messenger RNA. RefSeq lists its product as uncharacterized. Bases 1 to 3411 code for a protein of 1136 amino acids. NCBI's taxonomy places the organism in Eukaryota, Metazoa, Mollusca, Bivalvia, Mytilida, Mytilidae. The transcript is spliced from 12 exons. The record is from RefSeq and is a predicted model, not a curated record.